Catharus ustulatus (Swainson's thrush) is the source of this 4629-nucleotide messenger RNA. RefSeq names its product CKLF like MARVEL transmembrane domain containing 6 (gene CMTM6). The record is from RefSeq and is a predicted model, not a curated record. Gene Ontology annotation, cellular component: membrane. The coding region runs from base 116 to 673 and encodes 185 amino acids. The transcript is spliced from 4 exons. NCBI's taxonomy places the organism in Eukaryota, Metazoa, Chordata, Aves, Passeriformes, Turdidae.
UUUCCGGUCCCGCUCCUCCCCUCUCCGCCCUUCCCCUCCCCGCCCCGCCCGCUCCCGCCGACUGCCCUUUUCCUUUCGGUUUUUCCGAACUGGGAGCCGGCGGCCUGGCCCGGCCAUGGAAAGCGGCGCCGUCUACAACCAGACCACGGAACCGGAGGCCAAGGCGCCCCGUCGCUGGCCCCGCUUCGGCUUCACCCUGCGGCGCCUGUGGGGAUGGCGGCUGCCGAUCAAGGUGAUCCAGACGAUUUUCUCUUUAGUGGCUGUUGUUUGUGAAGAAAUUGUGGACGAUUGCCGCUCUUGUGGUGGACUUUACUUAUUUGAAUUCAUAAGCUGCAGUGCCUUUCUUUUGAGCCUCCUGAUUCUGUGUGUGUAUUGCACUGAUUUAUAUAAAUCACUGGGAGAAGAUAAAGUGCAGAAACUGAAUUUUUUGGCUGUGCCAGUCAUAGGUGCCUCAUUUCUGCUAGCGUCAAUAGUAUUUUCUGCAACGUGCUCUGGCUCUGCUGUUGAAAGUGUUGCAUAUGUAUUUGGAUUUUUUGCAGCUUUAGCAUUUGCAGCGGAAUUUGGUAUAGAGCUCUUUCUCAGGCGAAAACAAAAACACCUUGAUGAACGCCCUGGAAAGCCUGGUAACACUCCGAGUUCCACAGAAAAUCAGCCAUUGAAUAAAAAACGCUAACUUUCUGAAAAUUUUUUUUUUUUUUAAUAGGAGCAAAUUAAAAUGAACUUUCAGUGCACUGUAGGUAACAACUUCUGUUUUCUUGUUCUAAUUGAUUUUGUACGCAUUGCUCAUCACAAAUUUUUAUGGAUUCUUGGGCCAGGUAAUGGCAUCUUGAGCAUCAUGUUCUAAGGAAACUGGUCCUGCCACCUGUUGGGAUGACAGGCACUAAAACACCUUGGGUCUAAACAGAAUCACUUCAGGACAGCAGUGUGCUGGUUUGAUUUUGACAGAGAUGACGAAUAAAAGUUAAUGUCUGAGGCAUAAAUUGCUAGCUAUAACCUAAAGAUAUUUCCUGGUUAACUGGAGCAGAUGCUUCUGUUGUGACUUAUAAAUUAGCAUAGCAGAAUUAGUUUUUGUACUUCUUGGUCAAACUGAAUGUAAAAGGGAUACUUAACUGGAAUCUUACAGGAAUGUUUAUCCUUAAGUAAGAGAUUUUUGGUUGUUUUUACUACUCCUAUGUCUCAGUUCUGUCUAUGGAGAUCAGUUUAAUGGUAUAGUGACUGACUGUAGGGGGCUUAUGGGGAAGGUAAUAUAAAUAGUAUAUUAAGGAGACAGUUUUGCACCCCAUGAUUGUCAAAGUUUGGACUUGUAUGCCAGAAUCUUCUUUUAGAUUGUUUCAAAAGCUGUAACAGUUGCAGGAAGAAACUUGAAAAGCCAGCAGUGAGAGGAGUAAGAUAAAGAAUAAAUAUUUACAUGAAGCAACUCCAAAAGCAGCAAUCUGAAUAUCAACGGGAAAAACCUUACAGCAUGUUUGUUCUACCCUGGUAAAUAUUACUUGCAAAGUUAAUACUAUAUGCAGCUUGUUUAUGUAUAGAUAAUGCUAAGUUUUGCCAGAAUGGUUUUGAACCUCACCAUUUUCUGUGUUUAUAAAUAUGGCAGUAACUUGAGACUCCUUGCUGCUGACUAGCUCAGUUGGUUAACAGGUAAAUAAGCACUUGCCCCCUUGAUUUGUUUUGCAAGCAACAGUGUGUAGGAACACUACUGAUGGGACACAUAUUGGACAAGUGGCAGAUGUGUGAGACCAGAUGCUGAUGACUGUAAAAGAAAUGAAGUGCUGAAAAAGCAUUUUUCUGUCUGAUUUAAAAGCAGGACUGCCAUGUUCCAAAAUAUCAAAGCAAAUGACAAAAAGCUGAUUAUGCAAAAACAAUUCUUGUUUGAGUGCUUGAGACAUUUGCCGUGUCUCCCAGGUGAUAACUGCAUUGUACUGAUAUCCCGAUUUGGCAUGUUCCCUGUCCUGUAAAAUGUUGUGGCAGCACUGAGAACAAGCCCUCCAGAAACUGGCUGAGCUGUAUUUGGGAAAGGAAGAGGAAGCUGUUUUAAGACAAAGGACUAUAAUAGCAAGUCAAAGUUGGUGGGUUUUUUUUCCAUUGCUGCCACUUUCUGAUGAGUGUGAGUUUGUGAUGUUCUCUCUCUCUAUGGCCUGAGACUUAAGCUUAACACUACACCUUGGAGAAUGUAAAGUUUUGCCAGGUGGUGUGAAGCACCAAGUUAAAGCCGUACCUUGUUUUGGAGCCACACAUAGAAGAGAUUCUUUCUUUCAUAGAAUUUUCUGUGUUGUAAAGAAGAAAUGCUCUUUGGACUGGCUUUUUUCCCCCCUUGCAUUUAUUAGCAUCUGUUUGCACUAAAACCUGAUUUCAGUCAGCGCUUGCUGUCGCUGAUAACUGGGUAGAUUAGAGAUGUUUGGCUUAUAAGCAGAAACCGUAUUACUGGUUGUCUUGUGUUGCAAUACAGAAUGUGACCACUCCAAACCAGGACACUGGUGAUACAAAAUAUCCAUAAUGAGAAAUAUCUCCUCUGUGAUCUUCAAUGUCUUACUCUGGGGACUGUGCCCAUAUAAGUAAAAUUCCAACAGUCUUGCUUUGUUUUCUUUUUAUUGUCCAGAGUCAUACUGAAUUUUGUUCCACACCGAAAUAUCUAUAGUCUUUAAAACUUCAUCUGUAAUUGGUAGCUGUAAAUAUAGUGUAAGAGUAACACCGUGCUGCUAAGUAUUUAUUAAGCAAUGCAGCACCGUGAAUGGACUUUUAUCUUGAGGUAAUAUUUCCUGUUAUUUUUCUCAACCUGAAGAUAAGUUAAUUGAGAUCUGGGUUUUGGUUGCUUUUUCUAUGGGCUUUUCCCCACCUAAGUGAUGUGUUACUGAUGUCUAUUUUUGGAGAUACAGAAAGAGAUCUGUAAAGUCAUAUUCCAGCCUUGGCAGUUUACCUGGCAAUAGUCUGUCACAUAGUAGUUAAAUACUAGGAGCAAGUCGCAUAAUGGUUGUUGGUUUAUGGCAGUUGCCUAAAAUGUUGCUUCCAAACUAAUUGUUGGCUAACAUGCAUCAUGGUCCUUGCACCUCACAAGGUGUUUUAAAAUAGUUGAGAAGCAGGUUUGCAUGUGUGUGCGCUGUUUUCUGCUUCUGUGAGGUUAUUUUUUAAACGGCUUUGUCAGCUUCUUGUAGCCUAGUUUUCCUUAUCACUCCUAGCUCCUCUGCCCUCCCAGUCUAGGUGAGGGAGAGGCUUCCUUGCUGCAGUGACUGAGCAGUCUUGACAUGCCCCUUUGAUCCCUCUGGUGUCAGGUGCUGGCUUUGAAUGUCUGUCUCUUAGACUGAUCCUGGAGAAUGCUGUUGGAGCUGGACUAAAUGUCUGGUUCUGCAGGAGCUCUCUGUGUAUGGCUGGAUGCCUCAUCCCUCGUGCUCUGUCAGCAAAGCGCUUUGCUUGUUUCCCAGCCUGCUUCUGACAAAAUCAGCCAACCUUAUUUAAGCCACCUAUUUAAAUUGCUUCCAUUAAGGUGGUUGAUUUUGGCUGAAGUGGAUUAGGGAUUGUUCAGGAGAGUGAUGGGAGCUCUGGCAGAAGUGCUAUUGGAUACAAUUGCCUCAAAUUUCUUCUGUUGGCAAAGUGACCGUCUCUGUACAUCAUAGCUGGUAGUAAAGCCUGUUGGAAAGAAGCAGCUGUCCCAGUACAUCUAUCUGGGGAUUGUCUUCUCCAUUUCUCACCACAGUGCUUGGCAGUGGUGUUGGAGCCUGCUCGAACACUCAGCUUUGAUGUUUUCCAGCUGAACCUGUCAAGCUUAAGGCUCUGCAGCCUUACAGGCUCGACAGCCACUUUCAAGGCUUUUUUUGCAGUGCCUUGAGAAUCAGUGGAGAGGAUUUUUCAGGAUAUGUGAGGACCUGUCCAGUGGGCUAUGAGCUUCCACUCAGAAGUUCUGUACUGGGCAUUGCGUAGAUUGUGAAUGUUAAUUUUUGUGUUUGACGUUUAGCCCACAUUAAAAUCACAGUGCUACUGGUGCCCUUUGGUUUGGAGUAUGGGAAGGAAUCGUGCCUUACUGCCUGUACCCUGUGCUUCAAAAGAGCAGGGAAGAAUCUGUUACAGGUGAGUUCUACCUUCCAACCUGAAAGAGCAGUGAGCAAUCUCACGCAAUUCUCAGAGCUCAGCACAAAAUGGUUUUGCAUAAUGGCUGCCAUGGUGAUCCUCGUUCAAAUUUGUGCAAUAAAUACUAAGAUUUCUACACAGAGGGGAAAUUCUUAGUGAAAUUUUUCAAAGAUUCUAUAAAAUUAGUGAAUCAAGAUGCUGAUAGUGCCUUUAAGAUAGAAAUUCAUAUCUUUUUUAGUCUAUUGCUGUAAACAUAAGCAGCUCUCUGGAUAUUAAAUUUUAUGCUGGACAGAGCUAUACAUCACUUUUAAUACCAUUAAGAAUUUAAGUGAUUUUUAGUUAUUAAUUAAGCAGGAUGAUAAUGCAUUAGUUUUUAUAUAUACAAAGGAAGAAUUUUAUAGUUUUGUUUCCAGUGUUGCCUUGAAUUUCCAUCUAAAUAAUUUUAAAUGUUUAAAUAUUUUUUAUCAUUCUAAACCUGUGAUCUUUUCUAAUGUGUUGUUUUCUUGAUCUAAGGAACUUUAUAAAAUAUUUUGUAAUAAUUUUUUAAAAUAAAGGUUUAGUAAAUAAGUA